UAGCCACUUCCUAACAUGUCAGCUUCAGCUGUUACCUGUCAUGAAUUAUCAAAAGUAAAUAAAUAAAAAAUAAGGGUUACGUUUAUGUUGAAACGGUGUAAGUCGUUGUUAAAUUCAACAAGUAAUUUAUAUAAAACUGUAUUAAAAAUGUCGCGGGACAGCUCUAAAGACAGGGCGGAAGCUAAACCAAAGCAGCCCCCAGAAGCACAGUCGGAGGAAGACAACGCCUCUGGCACGUCCAUGAGCAUCGACUCUUUGCGCAAAUACCUGGCCGAAAAAUUGGGAAUUUCUGAUAAAGACGACGAAAAAGAGAAAAUUAAAAUUCUUGAUGACGUCUCUGUGGAUGGCAUUGCUGUCUAUAUUAAAAAGAAAAAUUGCAAAAACAUUAUUACAAUGGCCGGAGCGGGAAUCUCUACUUCUGCGGGAAUCCCCGAUUUUCGGUCCCCAGGCAGUGGCCUGUAUGACAAUUUGCAAAAAUACAACCUGCCUCAUCCUCAGGCAAUAUUCGAGUUGGAUUUCUUCCACGAGAACCCUAAACCGUUCUUCACACUGGCCAAAGAAUUAUAUCCUGGUUCUUUCAAACCAACCAUUUCUCACUAUUUUAUCAAACUUUUGAUUGAGAAAGAUGUGCUUUUGAGACAUUAUACCCAAAAUAUUGAUACUCUAGAACGCAUAGCAGGGAUUCCAGAGGAGAAAAUUGUUGAAGCUCAUGGCACUUUUUACACGGGACAUUGUUUAGCGUGUAGGAAAGAAUAUCAGUUAGAGUGGAUGAAAGAGAGAAUCUUUAAAGAUGAAGUCCCCGAAUGUGAGAGCAAGGACUGCAAGGGUGUAGUUAAACCAGACAUUGUUUUCUUUGGAGAGGCUUUGCCUGAUAAGUUUUAUAGUUUGAUAGAAAACGAUUUCAAAAAAUGUGACUUGCUUAUAAUCCUGGGCUCGUCUUUAGUUGUCCAACCAUUUGCCUCUCUUGUUGAUAGGGUGUUGGACACUUGCCCACGGCUUUUAAUAAACCGUGAAAAAGUGAAUAACGGUUCGGGAAUUAUGGCAAUGUUUGGUUUUGGUGCGGGUUUUGAUUUCGACGGCAAAAAUAAUACACGGGAUGUUGCGUGGAUUGGGGACUGUGAUGAGGGUUGCCAACUGUUGGCUGACAAAUUAGGAUGGGGGGACGAACUGAAAAAAUUACGACAAACUGAAAUCGAGAAAAUUGAAAAAGCUGAAGCUACUCCUGUGAAAAGUUCAAUGUAAUUUAUUGUUGUUAUGUUUAAAAAGUAAAGUAUGUUUUAAUGUUA
Molecule: messenger RNA, 1286 nt
Organism: Tribolium castaneum (red flour beetle)
Lineage: Eukaryota; Metazoa; Arthropoda; Insecta; Coleoptera; Tenebrionidae
Gene: Sirt2
Product: Sirtuin 2
Exons: 6
Coding region: 85-1242 (385 amino acids)
Cellular component (GO): nucleus
Molecular function (GO): histone deacetylase activity, NAD-dependent; NAD+ binding
Source: RefSeq, a predicted model, not a curated record